AUGGUCUCUGAUACACCCUCUGAACGGUCUCUUCUUAAAGAUGGAGUGGAAAGAGGAGCCAGGCAGCUUCCUCAGGUAGGGAAAGAGCAACGGGAGCAGGGAGGAGGGAAGAGGCACAGAUGGGACCACCCAGCCUCCCUCUGUGUUGAGUGGGGAUGAUGGGGAUCUAAGAGCAGCUCUGUCUUCUUCCUCUUCUUCUUCCAGGCCCUCUUGACCUUUGAGGAGGUGGCUGUGUUUUUCACGGAGGAGGAAUGGGCUCUGCUGGAUCCUGGCCAAAGAGCUCUGCACAAGGAAGUCAUGGAGGAGAAUUAUGAGAUGGUGGCCUCUCUAGGUAAGGGCAGAUUUUUAUCUCUCUUGGCUGUUAGACGUUGGAGGUGUGAAUCUGCUGUUUGAGCCAUUUAUUCAUGCUGUGUCUUUGGUACUUUGGUGACCCCUCGUAGCCGAGUAAGAUUGUCAUCCAUGAACACGGUCUUAAUGGUGUGUCCGUAAGGGACUGUGGAGUCCAAUUCUGGAUCCACACAUCCUUCCACAGUAGGGACAUAGGUUUCCAGGCAGGAGUUAAUUACAGUGAGGGUUUGCCAAAUGUACUUUCCUCUUAGUUUGUUUGUCCCUUUCGUCCGGAGUUUGUGUUUCUUCAAAGUCCAUUACACCUUUGGUAAAGGAUAUUCUCCAACUGGAGCACUCACAGGCCAGUGUUUCCCAAUUUUCUGUGCUUAUACUGCAUUUCUUUAGAUUUGGCUUGAGAGCAUCUUUAAACCUCUUUCAUUGUCCUUCGGUAUUUCUCUUUCCAUUCUUAAAUUGGGAAUAGAGUAAUUGCUUUGGAAGAUGAUAAUCAGGCAUCCGAACAACAUGACCAGCCCACCAAAGUUGAUGUUGAAGAUUGUAGUUUAUAGCAAUGCUGUACUUUUGUCAGUAGACAACUGUUCAUAAACUGAUAUUGUGGUAUGAAUUCCCCCCCAAAACCUAUGUAGAAUCUACAAGGAGAGUCACAGGCUUGGGCCUUCCUGGUCCGUGUUAUUUAUUAGCUUUUAAUGGGCCACCAAAUACUUUGCUGUCUUUGUUUCACAAGAUUAAUAUUUUUGAAUAUUUUUACAGCCACAUAUGACAUAAACAUAUUAAAUAAACAACAUUUCUGCUUUACUUAUUCCACAUAGCAGAGACUCUGAUACUCAAGUCUGAGCUCAUCUCCUCGCUUGGAACAGAAAAUUACAGGGAUGUUGUCCUGGACCAAUUGAGUGGUACAUACCUCCACUUUGCUGUGAGGCUGUGCCUUGUGUGUCUCCUUUCAGUGUGUACAAAUAUAAAAAGAGCCCUUUUGGAUCAGAACGAGGGCCCAUCUUCUCCAGCACCCUGGUGCAGGUUUAGGUGAUGUGAACAGUUUCCUGGAAUGUAUCAGCCAGAUAUUACAGAUCAGGGAGGAAGGAGAAAACUGAAUACAGAGGCGUAGCAUUUUCACAGGAGGGGUAAGAUGGAGAAAGUGUGUCCCUCCAGAGGUUGCUGCACUACAACUCCCAUCAGCCCUGGUCAUUGGACUUUUUUAGUUGGGCUGAUGGUACUUAGAGUCCAACCACAUCUGCAGGGCCAUAGAUGCCUCACCUCAGCAUAGAAGAUAUCUCCUGGUGCUCAGUGUUACAUGCGAGUUGAAGGUAGAACUGGAUACUAAGGGUUCUGGAGAUUAUUUUCAGAUUUCCUUUCCUUUCCCAAAAAUUUGGUUCAUAGGAGAGGGAGGAAGGCUGGAGGUGUUAAAAUAAGAGAAAGUGCUGAUUGGUCUUGCUGUAUCUUAAGUUCUCUUGUUGUUUUUCUUGAAUACUUAACAGUAUCGCUCCCCCCCCUUUAAACCAGGUGAUGGAGAAGGCAAUCAGAAUUUUGAGGGGCCAUCUGUAAAGUACUUCAGCGUGAGUGAACACCUUAGCACACAACUACAAACGAACGCAGGGGAGAAACCCUUUAAAUUUAUGGAGUGUGGGAAGGGUUUCAUUGAGAGUGGAGCUCUUACAAGACAUCAACGAACUCACACAGGGGAGAACCCAUUUCAAUGUAUGGACUGUAGGAAGAGCUUCAGGGAUAUGGGAAAACUUACAAGACAUCAACGAACUCACAAAGGCGAGAAACCAUUUAAAUGUAUGGAGUGUGGGAAGGGUUUCCUUGGCAGUGGAGCUCUUAGAGUACAUCAACGAAUUCACACCGGGGAGAAACCAUUUAAAUGUAUAGAGUGUGGGAAGGGUUUCAUUGAGAGAGGAGCUCUUACAAAACAUCAACGAACUCACACAGGCGAGAAACCAUUUAAAUGUAUAGAGUGUGGGAAGGGUUUCUUUGAGAGAGGAGAUCUUACAAAACAUCAACGAACUCACACAGGCGAGAAACCAUUUAAAUGUUUGGAAUGUGGGAAGAGCUUCUGUCAGACUGGAAAUCUUGCAACACAUCUGCGAACUCACACAGGCGAGAAACCAUUUAAAUGUAUGGAGUGCGGAAGGAGUUUCAGUCUGAAUGGAAAUCUUACUAUACAUCAACAAACUCACACAGGCGAGAAACCAUUUAAAUGUAUGGAGUGUGGGAAGGGUUUCAGUCAGUGUUCACAACUUACUAUACAUCGAAGAACUCACACAGGGGAGAAACCAUUUAAAUGUAUGGAGUGUGGGAAGGGUUUCAUUGAGAGAGGAGCUCUUACAAAACAUCAACAAACUCACACAGGCGAGAAACCAUUUAAAUGUAUGGAGUGUGGGAAGGGUUUCAUUGAGAGAGGAGCUCUUACAAAACAUCAACAAACUCACACAGGCGAGAAACCAUUUAAAUGUAUAGAGUGUGGGAAGGGUUUCAUUGAGAGAGGAGCUCUUACAAAACAUCAACGAACUCACACAGGCGAGAAACCAUUUAAAUGUAUAGAGUGUGGGAAGGGUUUCAUUGAGAGAGGAGAUCUUACAAAACAUCAACGAACUCACACAGGCGAGAAACCAUUUAAAUGUAUGGAGUGUGGGAAGGGUUUCAGUCAGUGUUCACAACUUACUAUACAUCGAAGAACUCACACAGGGGAGAAACCAUAUAAAUGUUUGGAGUGUGGGAAGGGUUUCAGUCAAGGGGGGAGACUCAAUGUGCACCGACAAAGUCACGCUGGGGAGAAACCAUUUAAAUGUAUGGAGUGUGGGAAGGGUUUCCGUGAAGGUGGAAAACUUACAAGACAUCACCAAACUCACACAGGGGAGAAACCAUUUAAAUGUAUAGAGUGUGGGAAGGGUUUCAUUGAGAGAGGAGCUCUUACAAAACAUCAACGAACUCACACAGGCGAGAAACCAUUUAAAUGUAUAGAGUGUGGGAAGGGUUUCAUUGAGAGAGGAGCUCUUACAAAACAUCAACGAACUCACACAGGUGAGAAACCAUUUAAAUGUAUAGAGUGUGGGAAGGGUUUCAUUGAUAGAGGAGCUCUUACAAAACAUCAACAAACUCACACAGGCGAGAAACCAUUUAAAUGUAUGGAGUGCGGAAGGAGUUUCAGUCAGAAUGGAAACCUUACUAUACAUCAACGAACUCACACAGGCGAGAAACCAUUUAAAUGCUUGGAAUGUGGGAAGAGCUUCAGUCAGAAUGGAGCUCUUACAACACAUAUACAAACUCACACAGGUGAGAAACCAUUUAAAUGUAUAGAGUGUGGGAAGGGUUUCAUUGGCAGUGGAGCUCUUAGAGUACAUCAACGAACUCACACAGGUGAGAAACCAUUUAAAUGUAUAGAGUGUGGGAAGGGUUUCAUUGAGAGAGGAGCUCUUACAAAACAUCAACGAACUCACACAGGCGAGAAACCAUUUAAAUGUUUGGAAUGUGGGAAGAGCUGUCGGACUGGAGCUCUUGCAACACAUCUACAAACUCACAAAGGCGAGAAACCAUUUAAAUGUAUGGAGUGCGGAAGGAGUUUCAGUCAGAAUGGAAACCUUACUAUACAUCAACGAACUCACACAGGCGAGAAACCAUUUAAAUGCUUGGAAUGUGGGAAGAGAUUCAGUCAGAAUGGAGCCCUUACAAGACAUCUACGAACUCACACGGGAGAAACCAUUUAA
Molecule: messenger RNA, 4046 nt
Organism: Podarcis lilfordi (Lilford's wall lizard)
Lineage: Eukaryota; Metazoa; Chordata; Lepidosauria; Squamata; Lacertidae
Source: the annotation of a GenBank genome assembly